Molecule: messenger RNA, 468 nt
Organism: Aureococcus anophagefferens
Lineage: Eukaryota; Pelagophyceae; Pelagomonadales; Pelagomonadaceae
Exons: 1
Biological process (GO): microtubule-based movement
Cellular component (GO): dynein complex
Molecular function (GO): dynein intermediate chain binding; minus-end-directed microtubule motor activity; dynein light intermediate chain binding
Source: RefSeq, a predicted model, not a curated record
AUGUGGACGGACGCGCUGCAGGCGGGAGGACAGUAUUCUGCCCCAGAAAUUAGUGGCACCACAGUAAUCAGUGAAUUACUCGUGCCUACGAUCCAGACGGUGCAGUCUGGACUACUUCUUGAUCUAAUGAUGCGCGCUGGUGGUUACCCUGCACUUUUUUGCGGUCCUCCAGGAUCUGGCAAAACUGUACAUGCUCGCGCGGCACUUGCACGCUUGCCUCGAAAGAAGCAUCGAACCGCAUACCUAAAGCUUCAUGCAACUACCUCAGCUCGAGCAUUUUCUAACGCGCUACUUGGCCGCCUUGUUAAACGACGCAAGGGUGUACACGGCCCACCAAUAAAUCAGAAAGCCGUAAUCUUCGUGGAUGAUAUAAAUCUCCCGGAUGUUGGAGGACUUGGCGAAACGCAGAUGCCACUUGAACUCCUCCGCGGACUAAUUGAAAAUGGCUCAUGGUUUGAAACCCCCGAU